AUGGAGUGGGACCACGAGUGUCAGAAGGCCUUCGACACCAUCAAGGCCUACCUAAUUCGGCCGCCGAUAUUGGCACCACCCGUGCCGAAUCGACCCCUCAUUUUAUACCUCACGAGGCUCCGACAGUACACGCUCUAUCACACGAUCCGCUUGCUGUCAAAAGCGGACCCCCUGCGGUAUUUACUCGACAGCCCCUCCUCCAUGAGGAACAUCGCAAAAUGGCGCUGUCAACUGACAGAGUACGACAUAGAGUACGUGCCCCGCACGUCUGUCAAGGGGCAAGCGAUUGCCGACCACCUAGCAGAAUUCCCGAUCGACGACUACACGCCGAUUAACACGGACUUCCCGGAUGAAGGAAUCCUCCAGGUGGACGAAGAGAAAGAGGAGCCAACAUGGAAGAUGUACUUUGACGGGGCUGUCAAUUCCGUGGGAUCAGGAGUUGGGGCGGUUUUGAUAUCCCCGGACGGGCGCCAUUACCCGGUCGCUGCGAAAGUGGACUUCUCCUGUACCAAUAAUGUGGCCGAGUACGAAGCGUGCAUCAUCGGUUUGCAAGCGGCGGUCGAUUUCAAGGUGAAGGAGUUAGAGGCAUUCAGUGACUCCAUGCUCACAAUCUUCCAAACGCUGGGGGCAAUGGAAGAUGAAAGACGCGAAGUUAGUCCCGUACCAUGA
Molecule: messenger RNA, 669 nt
Organism: Punica granatum (pomegranate)
Lineage: Eukaryota; Viridiplantae; Streptophyta; Magnoliopsida; Myrtales; Lythraceae
Source: RefSeq, a predicted model, not a curated record